This is a messenger RNA of Solea solea (common sole), 2007 nucleotides long. RefSeq names its product zinc transporter ZIP11-like. Gene Ontology annotation, cellular component: membrane. NCBI's taxonomy places the organism in Eukaryota, Metazoa, Chordata, Actinopteri, Pleuronectiformes, Soleidae. The record is from RefSeq and is a predicted model, not a curated record. The coding region runs from base 111 to 1136 and encodes 341 amino acids. The transcript has 10 exons. Gene Ontology annotation, biological process: zinc ion transmembrane transport. Gene Ontology annotation, molecular function: zinc ion transmembrane transporter activity.
AUAACAAGCGAGAGGAGGCGGGGCUUCUCGCUUGUCAUAGACACGUGUACCCGGGAAGUAGGAAGUAAAUACAGAGCAGCGGAGGUGCCAGCGGAAGCAACUUUGGUACCAUGAUUGAAGGCUUCAGCCCCGUGACCCAGGCCCUGCUAGGGACUCUGUUCACCUGGGGACUGACUGCUGCUGGAGCCGCACUGGUGUUUGUCUUCUCCAGCCGACAGAAGCGAAUCUUGGAUGGAAGUUUAGGCUUUGCAGCUGGGGUGAUGUUGGCUGCUUCUUAUUGGUCACUGCUUGCGCCGGCUAUUGACAUGGCAGAGGAAUCUGGGAAAUAUGGCUCCUUCGCUUUUGUGCCUGUGGCUGUGGGAUUCACACUUGGGGCGGCUUUUGUUUAUUUCGCCGACGUGGUGAUGCUACAUCUGGGUGUAGGAGCCGACCCUCACACUGCCUUGGCUCUGAACCCCUCCGACUCCAAACUGUACAAAGAGAAAGACGAGCGGCCUUCGCUCCAGCUCCAGGAGUCGGACGAGAUGAGCGUCAGGAUAGGUAGAGCUGGGCCACACUCAGAUAAAAUGGAGAAUGGAGACGUCUACCAGAGGAGGAGAGGACAACCUGCGGGCAUCCUGGAUGGACAGGAAACGGAGAGUAAACAACAGGAAGGAGCUCAGAAGAUGGGAAGUAGCUGGCGACGCAUUCUCCUCCUCAUCCUUGCCAUCACUAUCCACAAUAUCCCAGAGGGCCUGGCUGUGGGAGUUGGAUUUGGAGCCAUUGGAAAGACUCCGUCUGCUACGUUUGAGAGCGCCAGAAAUUUGGCAAUCGGUAUCGGCAUCCAGAAUUUCCCAGAAGGCUUAGCAGUGAGCCUGCCACUCCGGGGUGCAGGGGUCUCGACAUGGACGUCCUUCUGGUACGGCCAAUUAAGCGGAAUGGUGGAGCCCAUCGCCGGGAUGUUGGGCGCCCUCGCCGUCGUCCUGGCAGAACCUCUGCUGCCGUACGCUCUGGCGUUCGCCGCCGGCGCGAUGGUCUACGUGGUCGUAGAUGACAUCAUCCCAGAAGCUCAGCUCAGUGGAAACGGUAAGCUGGCGUCGUGGACGUCCAUCGUGGGCUUCGUGGUGAUGAUGUCGUUGGACGUGGGCCUGGGCUGAGGUCACCAGAGCUCGUUUAAAAAAACAAAACAAAAGGGACCAAAUAACGUGUGUUUUACUUCUUACUGUUGCUGGAAUUGAAAAUUUGAAAUGCAGCAGUUUUGGUAAAACACGUCAGGACGACUGCACUUGAACUCUUGACCUUUCAUGUGUGGCGGAGAUGCUUUUUCAAAUGAGCUCAGGAUCGCAGAGCUACUCAAUGUUUUAUGAAACUUUUUUUUUAGUUUUUUGUUUGUUUCCUUUGGUUUUUAAUUUCCUCUUGAAGGUAAUACUUGAACUCUGGUGUUGGAUUUAGUUGAUUAUGGGACCUUAAAUGAAAUAUUUGAUUCUCUGUGAAAGCAGAGGCAGAUUAUGGUGUAAUGAAAUCAGAGACUUCAUCCAAACAUUGUGUUCUUGUUCUCACAUUUAUAUGCUUUACGUUCAGUUAAUAGUUACAAAAUUGACUUGUUUUCUUCCGCUAACAUUUGUUUCCAUUUUAACUCUUUCCUGCCACCUACAGGUUACUCUGUAGAAUCACAUUGUGUCUAAUUCUUGAAAGUAAAUGCUGAAUUACGUGUUAAGUUAUAUAAUUAAACAACCAAAUCAUCCUCAGGGGGCGGGGUUAUCUGACCGUUUUUGUAUUUCCAGGCAUUUAAAGGAUGCGUGUAGGAUUUAGUGGCAUCUAGUGGUGAGGGUGCAGAUUACGUCCAGCUGAAAACCCCCGACCCCCUUUUUUUGGACGCGGUCAGGUCAUGUUCUCCAGAAACAAUGUUUGUUUUGUCUUAUUUGUCAUCACAGUGGAACACGCUUCUCCGAAUAUCAAGCGCUAAUGGUAGCUAAUAAUGUAACAAUGCAAAACGGAUGAAAAUGUAAAAUAAAAAUUAAAGUUUUC